Molecule: messenger RNA, 6357 nt
Organism: Chara braunii
Lineage: Eukaryota; Viridiplantae; Streptophyta; Charophyceae; Charales; Characeae
Source: the annotation of a GenBank genome assembly
GCGGACGCCAUCGUACUCAGGCACGGGCUCGAAGAUGGAAGCUGCCAAGCCACAAACUUUGGGGCAAAGGGCAAUGGAAUUCUUGAUGGAGAAAACUCAGAUCAUGGCGGAGAUCAAAGUAUCAAAGGAUGUGAUCAAGGGGGAGGGAGGAAAGGAGGAGGAAGUGGAGGUGUGGGAAUACCCAGAGGAGGAUAUCCAAUCUCUGAAUGAGUUGGGCAGAGGUCAUCUGGGUACUUCAUGCCCACAGGGGGGCUCAAGAGAAGAAGGGGGGAAAAGGAUGGCAUUGAAGCAAUCGAUGAUGCAGGAAUGUGAAAACAAACCAGGAGUAUGGUACAUAAAUGCAACACAGUAUAGAGGUUGGAUCUUUGAUGACAAUCUGGAAAACCCAAAGUGGGUGUGGGUGAUGAAGGGGGAGCCAACAGUCAAGCCGGACAUCUACCCUCCUUACGACAGCAGGUGGAGGAACACAGGUGCCAAACGUAUGGAGGAUAAGGAAACGGGUUUUGUAAUCAAACCCAUGUUGGAAGAAAAAACAAUGCAAGAUGUGGAGCAGAGAUUGAAGCUCAUGAGGGAACUACAUGAGGUUGGGAAGAACGCAGAAUUGGCAUUCUUGGAAAACGCAGAAGCCAGGGCGCAGCAGCAGGGACAGRCAAGAGGCAAGGAGGAGGGGUCAAGGGAAAUGAAGGAGGAUGAAGGGGACAAUAUGGAMUGUGAGCAAGGAGGGAAGGGGGGAACAGAGAGAGGAAGCACAUCCACAAAGAGGAAGGGAGUGACAAGAGGAGAGGAUGGGUCUACCACUCAAGGAAGAAGCAGAUUCAGGCUCACUUGGCACAGCCUAAGGGAAACAGCUCAGGAGAAGGAAGGUACAGGCAUGAUAGGGGAGGGAGAGGAGGACUUGACAGAAAAGGACAACCCAGAAGGAUCCUCGCAACACGAAGAAGACAAAAGUGGUUCUCAGAGUGACCAGGGCACCCAGGGUCAGGGACCAUUGGAGGAUGAAGCAAAGGUAAGAGAAAGGGCGAGAAAGAGGGGGAUGCAAAACAUUGAGAACAUGACAGUGGAUCAUAUUUUGCAGGCAGAGGAAGACCAGAGGGAGAGCUCAGAGGAUUCAGAGAGCGAAGCCGCAUCAGCCUCAUCAGAGGACGACGAGGAAGAGGAGGAGGAAGAUCAGGAAGAUUCAGAUGUGGAAGAUUGGACAAGAGAACGAUGGAUAAAGGAGGUGGAAGAGCUGGAAUGGGGAAGGACGAUCGAAUGCGAAAUCAGGCUGGCCCAUCAUAAACACCUGAGGAACCUCCAACAAGCCACACAAGUAGGGGGGGACAUCACAUUUGAGAACAGGUUUGAACUGCUUAGGACGGAGGGGGAAAUCAUUGAGUUUUAUGCAUCUCAGUACGCAAGAAAGAGCUGCACAGUAAGAAAUGAGAUCCACAUUCAGCAGGAGGAAUAUGAGAGGUUGUUUCAAUGGCCAAAGACAUACCGCAACAAGGAAAGGAAGAGGGAGGACAAGAAACGGAAGGCACAAACGACAGAAGAGCAAGGCAGUAUAACUAAAGGGGUGAAUGACUCAAUGGAGGAUGCAGCCAUGGAGGAGGAUCAGGAGAAGGGAGACAGAGAAGAGGAAGAUGUGCAGGACCUGAGAAGACAAGCCGCUAUUCUGGUGGUGCAGGUCAACUUACUCAAGGAUGAGAACAGGGAGUUGGAGGACGAUACAGUGAACAUACAAAAAAUAGCAAAGGGUCAGUGGAAGGAGAUAGAAGCUGCGGCCCGACUGGAAAUUAAGAAUGGGACGAGGAGGAGAGUGGUCUUACCCUGUCGAUGGAAUGCAAGGCACUUGGAUUGGGAGGUGGCUAUCAACCAAUCUUUGCAAUUGAUAACGACUCCGAUGGACGAAUGCUCAGGCUCAGAUCUGCAGAGGUUAAUAGGGGGAGAGGUGCCAUUGAGAGGGUUUAUAUUGAGAGAGGGAGAAGAGGAGCCGAUGGCAAUGGGGGAGGACAGUGAGGAGGAGGCAACAACCGAUUUCGGACCACUGCUACUCCAAAUGGAGGCUGAUUCUGAAUUAAGAGAAGAAUCUGUCCGGUAUAUAAGAGACAAGAGAAUUAACGCCGCCAUUCUUUUUUUCGACUUUGAAAAGGCAUAUGACCAGCAUAAUGCAAGAAGUGGAUCUUUGAGAGUGCAUACAGCAGUUGCUGCUGCACGAAAUGCAGGCAUUCCGUUCUCAGCCCUGGUUGCCUUCGACAACAAACUGUCCAGUGCGUGUAAUGCUUAUGACCCGGGGGCGGCGGAAGCUGACUAUAGCAUGGCUGUUGCUCUUGUGAAGGAGGUGGCCUCCAGACUUUGUCCUGCGAUUACCCUCUCCGAGGAUGGGCUGGGAGCAACGAGGUCCACACCGUACUCGCAAGAAACACAGGAGUUCUUUUCAAAGGUCUUGCAGGGUUACAGGAAUGUGUGGGCAGGGCAAGUUGGCGCGACGGAUUUGUCAAGAGACUCAGAGGGGGUAGUAGGUUCUCCUGAUGAGCCUAUGGUGUCACAAGGUGAGGGUGGAUUUCAAAGUGGCAGCAAUGGCAGUGGAGAAGGGGACGAUGGGAAAGGAAAGGAGCGUGCAAUCUUUGAAGCGGUUUUUAUUCCUUGUGUUGACCAAUGGGAUGUGGAGAGCAUCAAAGUGGCCGUCAAUGUGCGCAAUGCGGAGUACUAUUUGGAUGCCUUGGCAAAGGAGUUGAGUUGUGACAACGCCGGCAAACUUCUUAUUUCCAGGACUGUCGGCAAGUCGGCCUUGAACAUGCGGCUCUACACGGCUCUCCCUGCGAUACCAUCUGUAUGUCGAUCCGCAGGACAAACAGGUAAUGAUGAGAAGGGGGGAACCGAUGACAAGGAAAAAGAAGAUGUAAUGGGCUGUGUGCCCAUGGGCGAAGGCAAAGAAGAGGGCGGAGACAUAAAGUUGGCCGAGGGAGGGGGUAUGCUUUGCAAAAAUGUGCGAGCAAGCUGGCUCAGUGGCUGUAAUGUGUAUGGAGAUGCGAUUUUGGCAGCAGUUGGCCAUGCAUGGGAGGGACCAGAUGUGUGGGCGUGGAGAUGGACUAAUCUGACAAUCAAGGACUACCACAUGGUGAUGAUGAGCAGAAACCCAAGAGGCAUGUACAAGCUCAGCCGAGGGGCUGUCGUGGCCUGUGAAUUGCCGCAAUCCUUCACAUCGCCGCUGUCAUGGAGAGGAAAGCUUCCAAAGCAGAUGUUGCUGGAGUACUGCCAACAGCGGGCAAGCUUGACAAAAGGGCAGCCCUGUCCAGCCUACAAGUUCUAUGUGAUUGAUGAAGAUGGGCAGGCCGUUCCCUGGAAGGAGGGUGGAGAGGCCGACGACGAGGAGGGGGCACCUCGUACAGAGCCCACGGAGCUGCCUUGCACAGAUGAUGGAAAGCAAGAGAAGAAAUUCACGAAGCAGGUGCAAAAGGAGGACGAACGAAGGAAGGCCUUGGAAGAGUCUACGGUGACGAACAUCGAGCAGGGACGCACAAUGAGGCUGGGAAUCGAUGUUCGUAGCCCCGGAGCAGAAAAUCGUGGGAAACCGGAGGAGCAACUAGACAAAGGGUUGUCCCCGGCGAGGACACAGAAAGGUCAAUACAUAUGCCAUGUCAAGCUUCCUACGGAGCUAGGAGGCUUCGAGUGCCGGUCCCCUCGUGCAUACAAGAGUCAAAGUGCUGCAAGCCACAGUGCUGCUCUCGGUGCCCUGCACAGGAUUCAAAGGGUUCUCGACCUCCGAGCUUUGAAUCCGAUAGUGGAUGACGACUUCCCUCCGUACGGAGGGAGUGACCCCUGGGGAGAGGGUUACUAUGAGCCGGAGGAGGAGGAGGAUUGUCCGUCCAUGACAGCGAUGACUGCUGGCCCGAGUACUGCUCCUGUGCUAUCGCUGCCUCCUUUCGUCUCUCGGAACGGCAGCAGCAGGAGGUCGUUAUCGCUUGACAUGAAUGCUGUUAAUCAGUCGCGGGAGAGGGAGGUGGAUGCCUCAAAAGCAAUGCCUUCUCCUGCAGCUGAGAAAGAGGUGAGGUUACCGGAAAAGGAGGUGCUUGUAGAGGGAGAGGGAGAUAUUCCCCCAUCCGCGGGCUCGAUGGUUUGCGUUGAUUACACGAUGCAUGAGCUUGUAUGCGACUUGCCUUUGGAGCGAGAACGAGAAGAUGGCUGGGAAAGAGUGGUGUACAUGAGCAGUACAGAUAAAGAGCUGCUAGAAGAGAACACCAACUUCGAGUUCGAGUUGGGAAGCGGUGCUGUCAUUCCUCCUUUGGACACGUGUGUUUCCACGAUGAGGAAAGGUGAGGUCUGCAGGUUUAGGAUGGAGCUGUCAGAGUACUGGGUGAAUGAAAACCCAAGUGCGGUGCGCAAGCAACAGUUCAUGGAGAAACAGAAUAUGCUGGCAAGGCUUUCGUCAUUUGGUCGACAAAAUUCGGUGGGAAGAGUCGGAUCUCUGGGCCGGCAAAACGCUCUUGGAUUGCAAAUUCCAUUAGCUCGACAGAGCUCGCUCGGCAGAGGGACUCCACGACGACGAGGAAAGAAGAUGGUUGAAUGCCGUGUCAAGCUGGUCUCUAUUACAGAGCCACAGGAGGAGAAGUUGGAGGGGGCAUUGUUCUCGCCUCCACUUUCUAAACAACGCAGCGAAUUUGUUUUGCGCCUCCUCAGUGUAGUGGACGCAAAGUCUGUGAUUGAUUUAGGUUGCGGUGCUGCAUCGUUAUUGGAGGCAGUUGUUGGUCAUUCGCCUGUGAAACAUGUGGCCGGCAUUGAUAUUUCUGGAAAGGGACUGCAAAGAGGAGCGAAAGUGCUCAAGACAAAGGUCACAGAUAGUGAGGCAUCAGUUUGCAGGGCAUCGUCAUUGCCCGAGUCUAUUGUGCUGUAUGAGGGAUCUAUAAAUGAACCAGAUGCCAGGUUGCGUGGAUUCGAUCUCGCGACCUGCCUUGAGGUCGUCGAGCAUAUGGAUGAGGAGGAUCUUGUGAAGGUUGGCGACAGCGUUCUCGGGGGAAUGAUGCCUAGGGUGCUCAUCGUGUCCACGCCGAACAUUGAGUUCAACCCUCUGUUUUUUGCUGAGAGGCGAACACAGAGAAAGGGGGAAGGAGGUGGUGGAGUUGUCCGGAACAGCAUUCAGCCACCAUUGUCCUUCGAAUCUGGCGGAGUCUCUUCGUCAUCGAAUGCGGUCACUCUUGCUGCAAACAAGGAAAGCACUGGUAUUGGAGCUUCUCAGGGUGGAGUUGUUCCAGCGGGCAGUGGUAAUUCUUGCAGGAAGGAAUCGUCAAGCGGACGGGCGGAUCAAACUGCACGUUGUCGGGUGGGAGGCGGCAACCGAGUGAUUGGAGGCCUUGAAGAGGCCCUGCGUAGUAGCCCCACCUCUCAUUCAACCGUUGAUCAGAGGUGUACAAGUGCCAGUGGUUCCCCCUCCCAGCAGAAGAAUGGGGUUGCUAGUAAGCGAGGAAUUGCAGAGGACUGGUCCACUGUGAAGCUAAGGAACGACGACCACCGGUUCGAAUGGACUCGAGAAGAAUUCAGGAAAUGGGCAACGCCUCUUGCUGUGAAACAUGGGUACACAGUGUGGUUCGAUGGGGUAGGAGUGUUGAAUGGCGGUCCCCCAGGGGAUGAAGGAUAUGCUACGCAGAUUGCAAUAUUUGUUCGUGGAGUUGAACCGUCGUUGGUGUCCGGCAAUGUAGGAGUGAAGAAGGCAGUCAGCGGGGGCGUUAGCAAUUUCGAGGCUAUGGUCGGCUCUUGGGGUGGCUUGUCAUCUGUGUCAGGUAGCAUGGGCCCGAUGAGGGCAGAAGACCUCAGCGAUACUGAAGUGGUUGGGUCAUGGGGUGGAGCCGGAUCCUGCAGCGGGAGCGCUGACUGCAGCUCAUGGGACGGGACCAUAGCAGGGCCGGCAUCGUGGAGUGGGACUGGCACCGCGGUUUGUGGGUCCUGGGGGGCAAACGUGGAGAGUGGAUCGUGGGGCACACGUAAUGGCUGUGGCUCGUGGAACGGGGACGAUCGCGAUCCAGGAUCUGCGGGAUCGGAGAAGAAAUCUCACCAACUCAAAGUAUUCUGGCAAUGGCCAUGAAGAAAAGGGACACACCCAUAAGAAAUCGGCCACAUGUGAUUGGGGUGGGGGGGGGGGGGGGGGGGGGGGGGGGGGGGGGGGGUGGAGUGCAUGUGAGGAGAUAGGUGGAUGGGUGUGGAAUUGCAUGGUCUGCCUGCAGUCUGUGCAGUAGUGCUUGAAGCGGAGUGAUAGUCGUACUGAUAUUUGGGCAGUCCCCACUGAUCUUUGGUCAAACUGUUGAGAGAGGAUUCACAUUAAGCCACAAGCACCUACCGCAGUUUUCGUACCCCCCCAGGGUUGAAUGAAUAUGGACCCUAGGG